GGGUGGGAGAAAGUCUCCCUGAAAUUCACACGCCACUUUAUCUCUCUCUCUCUCUCUUCAAAGGCCCCUUCUCACUCCGUACUUUUCUUCUAGCGUCCAGACUCCGGCAGAUAGGAGGAGCUUCCGAUUCAAUAAUUCAAUGGCGAACAGCAAUCUUCCCCGCAGGAUCAUCAAGGAAACUCAGCGGCUUCUCAGCGAGCCAGCACCUGGAAUAAGUGCUUCUCCAUCCGAAGAGAACAUGCGAUAUUUUAAUGUGAUGAUUCUUGGUCCAACACAGUCUCCUUAUGAAGGAGGCGUUUUCAAGCUGGAAUUAUUUUUACCUGAAGAAUACCCAAUGGCUGCUCCUAAGGUUCGGUUCCUCACCAAAAUCUACCACCCUAACAUUGAUAAGCUUGGAAGGAUCUGUCUUGAUAUUCUUAAAGACAAAUGGAGUCCUGCUCUUCAGAUACGAACUGUGUUGUUAAGUAUUCAAGCUCUUUUGAGUGCGCCAAAUCCAGACGAUCCUCUUUCUGAAAACAUCGCGAAGCAUUGGAAGACAAACGAGGCCGAAGCUGUUGAAACAGCAAAGGAAUGGACACGUUUGUAUGCUAAUGGUGCUUGAAGGUUGUCGGAAUGAAAUGAAAUGCUUUGCAUAUAGAAGAAUGUGAAGUGUAUUGUAUUCAGCUGGUGCCAAGGACGACGCUUUGUGGAACAAAUUGUUGUUUAAAUAUUGUUUCUACAUGAUGCUUUAUCCUCAUCUUUCUUUCAGAGAUUAUUUUCUGGAUUUUCUUUUAGCCAAAAGGAAAGACAUUUGAAAAGUUUCUUUUUAUGGUAAAUGAAAUUGCAAUGUCUUGUUUACCACAUCCAUUCCAUAAUUUUCUUCAUUUUCAUUUCCCAAAAUUUACUCCCACCUUUAAAUAUAGAAUCGGUCCAUGUUGGAGGAAAGAAAAUUUGACAUUGUUU
Cuscuta campestris is the source of this 942-nucleotide messenger RNA. The record is from the annotation of a GenBank genome assembly. Lineage: Eukaryota; Viridiplantae; Streptophyta; Magnoliopsida; Solanales; Convolvulaceae.